Messenger RNA from Dentiscutata erythropus, 366 nucleotides. The record is from the annotation of a GenBank genome assembly. Lineage: Eukaryota; Fungi; Glomeromycota; Glomeromycetes; Diversisporales; Gigasporaceae.
AUGGAACAAUUAAGUUUUACGAGUAUUAAAGAAAAAUUAGAAAUUAAAGGCGAUAGAAAAUUAAUAUUGGACAUAAUUGCGGAUGAACUUACUUGUCCAAUUACUAGACAAAUAACGGGGGAUUUUUUAAUUUUAACAUGUGGACAUUCUAUUAUUAAACAAGCAGGUUACUUCGAUAAAUCAUCUGAAGAGCGACAAAUGUCGCUGAAUCAAAUUUAUACAGCAGCUAAAGCAGAACAACAAGAAGACUAUGAAGCAGUUAUACUGUGGCUAACCCAAGUUAUACAAAAAGUUAUUCAAUUUGACGUAGAAGAGCAUUCACAUCUUAUAAACUUAAAAUGUAUUCGAAAGCUAACGAUGAUUUAG